This is a messenger RNA of Planococcus citri (citrus mealybug), 1788 nucleotides long. Its product is annotated as pseudouridine-5'-phosphatase-like. Gene Ontology annotation, molecular function: phosphatase activity. Lineage: Eukaryota; Metazoa; Arthropoda; Insecta; Hemiptera; Pseudococcidae. The transcript has 4 exons. Bases 755 to 1540 code for a protein of 261 amino acids. The record is from RefSeq and is a predicted model, not a curated record.
GUACACUGGCAUGGCUGGGACUUGAUCCCAUGCCAGUUCCGGUCAGAAUAUAGGUCUUAUUUCAUAGUUAGGUUUAGAGAUAGCCAAGGUAAAUGGCUCCGUUAAAAUCUGAGUACGAAAUAUCCAAGGUAAUGGUUUAGUGGUUAGAUUCAAUUAGAUAGUCUAGUUAAAGACUUAAUAGGACCUAAUUAAUAAAAUAAGAUGAUCUCGGAGUAGAUCUAUUAAGACAGUACCAUCUAUUUUCUCCCUUGAGGUUGAAAUGUACGUAAUUCUUAGCUAAUUACAAUUCGAAUUAUAUAAUUAGGACAAGUCCAAAACAUGAUUGUCGUUUUGAUAGGCUCUGCCUAUUUUGUAAAUAAUGUGUAAAUCUCCUCUCUCUUUUGGUUUCUUGCUUGUUAAUUCGAAUCAUAUUAUCAUUAUUUUCAAUAGAGCUUAAUUUUAUGUUGAUAGGUAGGUUUCCUUUUAUCCUAAAUACCCAUCCCAAUAAUCCAAUAUGUGAAUCCUUUUAUACCUACAACACUCGCUCCUCUCCCUAGUCUAAAAAUAUUCAUCAAUUUCCUAAUACCUAUCCAACACUCGAAACGUGUACUUUUGCACUUGUACUGAUGCCCAAACAAGUACAUAUUUAACGACUAAGCGAUCAUACAAACACAUUCAACAAGCUCCUAAUCUGUAUCGAUGAACUUGAAAUUUCUUUCAUUCAUUAAUUAAAAAUCCGAUAGCGUUGUCUAUUGUUGAAAACAAAUAAGAUUGUAUGUACAAUUGUCAGUCCCGACACGUACCUAGUUCCAACAACACAAUUUUUCUCUUUUCAACUAAACUUUUUCGAUUUGUAAUAAUUAUGGAUAACUUUAAGCCAGUUACUCAUGUGAUUUUUGAUUUAGAUGGUUUACUUUUGGAUACCGAAAGUAUAUAUUUUAAAUUAGACUUUCAAGUAUGUGCGAAAUAUGGUAAAGAAUUUACUCACGCGAUUAAAGAAAAAUUACUCGGGACGACGGAGUUUCGUUCAGCCGAGAUAAUUAUCGAAGAAUUAGAUUUACCUGUGACUGUUCAAGAAUAUGUAGAUCAGGUGAAAAAAAUGCUGUUGGAGGUUGUGAGUAACGUUGACUUGAUGCCAGGAGCUGAAAAAUUAAUGCGGCAUUUAAACGAAAAUAAUAUUACAUUUGCCGUUGCUACCGGCGCUAGUUAUCAAAUGUAUCUUUUAAAAAUACAAAAAAAUGAAAAAUUAUUUUCAUUAGUUGAUCAUGUAACCGCCGCCAGUUCAGAUCCUGAUGUUAAACAUGGUAAACCAGCUCCUGAUGUGUUUCUAGUCUGUGCAGAACGAUUUAAAGAUCAGCCUCAUCCAAGCAAAUGUUUGGUUUUUGAAGAUGCUCCAGGCGGUGUCAUUGCUGCAGUUAGAGCCGGAAUGCAAGUCGUGAUGGUGCCAGACGAAUACAUCUCCGAUCACCUGAAACAAGAAGCGACUCUGGUUCUCAAAUCCUUGGAAGAUUUCCGUCCGGAAUGGUUUGGUCUCCCUCCUUAUCCAGAACUCAAAGGAUAAAUUGCCUGAUUCAUAAACAUAUAUUUUCAAUCAAGUAUUCGAUUUUAACCUAAUGAAGUUAUAUUUGCAUCCGUAAAUGUUUUUUUACUUCUAAUGUAAGACUGUACAGAAUUUUUAUUAGCAGAUUUUUGGGACAACUUUUUCUUUGUGCAUUGUAUUCUUUUAUUAAUGGCCCAGUCUGGUGAUUUGUUUUCUUAGACGAGGUUAACAUGCGUUCAGUGUUUAAUAAAUUGUUGAUUAACUGAAAA